This is a messenger RNA of Rubroshorea leprosula, 2525 nucleotides long. NCBI's taxonomy places the organism in Eukaryota, Viridiplantae, Streptophyta, Magnoliopsida, Malvales, Dipterocarpaceae. The record is from the annotation of a GenBank genome assembly.
CAUGGUUGAAGUUGAAGACUUGAAGCUCCGAGCUUAAAUUGGUAUGAUUCAAAUCCAAUCUGUUGUUCUUGAUUCAUUUUUAUUAUCAGGUUCAUGAUGAAUCCAGGUUCCGUCAAUUCUGUCAAUCGAAUACUAAAAAAAUCACUCUUUUGUGCAAAUUUCAUACCAAAAUCAACCUUUUCUGCUUCUUCCUUACAAAUUAUACCGACUCUGGAGUCGAAGUCUGUCUCUAGUCCACUUUUUCAUUUGCUUCCUGAAAACCAAAACCCCAACAACAUAGUCAAUCUCGUUUGCUCUGCUCUCAAACAAGACAAUUUUUCGUUGUCCCUUUUUAAAAGUGACAUAAAAGGGCUUAUUCCCCAUCUGGGUACCCAUGAAAUCUCAAGGGUUCUAUUGAGGUGCCAGUCUGAUUCUACUUCCGCUCUCAGUUUCUUCAAUUGGGUAAAAACUGAUCUGGGUGUUAAACUUACAGCAGAAAACUAUUGUUAUAUUAUUCAUAUACUGGCAUGGUCUCAUAAUUUCCCUGUGGCAAUGAAAUUGUUGUGUGAAUUAAUUUCUUUAGUUAAGGAAUGUUCCCCUACUGAGGAUGUUGUUAGAAGUUUGAUUCUGUAUAGGCAGGAUUGUAAUUGGAACCCUGUUAUCUUUGAUAUGCUCAUUAAGGCUUAUGUGAAGGGGGGAAUGGUUGAAGAGGGUUUUAGGACUUUUAAGAAGACUGUGGAGGCUGGUUAUACCCCUAAUGUGAUUGCUUGUAACUGCCUUUUGAAUGGAUUGUUGGGGUCCAAUUUUGCUGAUGAGUGUUGGCAAGUUUAUGAAGUGAUGGGGAGAGUUGGGAUUCGCCCAAAUUCAUACACGUUUAAUAUUCUAACUAAUGCUUUCUGCAAAGUUGGAAAUGUGGACAAGGUUAGUGACUUCCUGGAGAGGAUGGAAGAAGAAGGGUUUGAUCCUGAUCUGGUGACAUACAACACUCUGAUUAGUAGCUACUGUAGAAAAGGGAGAUUGGCUGAUGCGUUUUAUUUGUAUAGGAUCAUGUACAGGAGGGGUGUGAUCCCGGAUUUGGUUUCAUACACUGCAUUGAUGAAAGGUCUUUGCAAAGAAGGCAAAUUGCGAGAAGCUCAUCAGUUAUUCCACAGAAUGGUUCAUCGAGGAUUGAAUCCAGACGUUGUAUCCUACAAUAUUCUUAUUUCUGGCUAUUGCAAGGAGGGAAAGAUGAAAGAGUCCAGAAACUUAUUGCAUGAGAUGAUAGGAAAUGAAAUUCAUCCAGACAGUUUUACUUGUCAAGUUCUUAUAGAAGGAUAUGGGAAAGAUGGCAAGCUGCUUUCAGCUUUGAAUUUGGUUGAAGAACUCAAGAGAUUUCGGAUUUCAGUGUCUUGGGAUAUUUAUGACUAUUUAAUAGUCUCUUUAUGUCAAGAGGAUCGGCCUUUUGCAGCAAGGAAUCUCCUUGAAAGAUUAUCUCAAGAUGGUUACAUCCCCAAACUGGAGAUCUACAAUGAAUUGAUCAAGUCCUUGUGCAGAUGUGAUAGUGUUAAAGAUGCAUUACUUCUGAAAGAUGAGAUGACAUAUAGGAAUACAAUAACUAAUCUUGUUCCAACUGAGAAUAUUAUGGUUAAUUCUGCCACAUAUAGAGCUCCAAAAGUAAAGGCUAAUCUUGUCACUUAUCGAGCUCUUGUGUGCUGCUUGUGUAGAAAACAGAGAUGUGAGGAAGCUGAAUCCUUGAUGGAAGAAAUGCUCAAAUCUGGUGUUCUUCCAGAUGAAGAAAUAUGUCGGGCAUUGGUACACGGAUACUGCAUGAAAUCAGAUGUUCAAAAGGCAGAGUCAUUGUUGGUAUUCUUUGCGAAGGAAUAUGAGAUUGUUGAUACGCAUAGUUAUAAUGAACUUAUAAGAGCAAUUUCUAAGGAUGGUGAUAUGGUGAAGUUAAUGAAGCUUCAGGAUAGAAUGCUUAAAGUGGGGUUUGCUCCAAGUAGCCUUUCUUUCAAGUACGCGAUCCAUGGUUUAUGGAAUGCUAUUGGAUUGGAUAAACAAAAGCUAAUGGUGAAUUGAAAUAGGAAAAAAACCGUAGUAGUGCUGCACUUGACGUGCUAGGAUGUGGUACAGUGCAUAUUUCCUUGGUUAGAUGGCCUAAGAAAAACAUAUUGCAUUAUCCAUUCUGGAUCUCAAUUUAAGACAUUUUCGCUCGUGUUGGGUUUUUGGGUUUUCUGUGACGAAGGUUAAAAAGGUGGGAAGCGCAUUGCAGGGAGGUCUUGGAAGGUGGAGGAACAUUUGUGGAGUGGCUUUCCACAUUCGUAUAUAAUUCUUUCCUGCUUGUCUACCAUUGCAAGUGCACAUGCAAAAACUAGCGAAAACUUUCACUUCCUGCACGCUACGUAAACAGGACCAGCUCUUCCAAGUGAAAUCACAGUGAGAGGGUAUCUUGCAAACAACAUUUUUUUAUUUGGAGUGAAUUUAUCCAUUUACCUUCUCUUAUGUAUUUAAAUAUGAGAUGGACAUCAAAAUCUCAAAUUUUCAACUACCAUUAGAUUUUGAAGUUU